UCGUCCCAUAGACGAAAUACAUUCGGUAAGGUUGGUGUAGCCGUUGUGGAACAAUCCGUUGUAAUCCUCUCAAACUGUUUGGAAAGUCAGGUUGGUGGGAGAGCUAAAAGAGAUGGGUAAAUUUAUGAAACCUGGGAAGGUUGUUCUUGUUUUGGCUGGACGCUAUUCUGGACGCAAAGCUGUUAUUGUUAAGAAUAUUGAUGAUGGCACUUCAGACCGCCCAUACAGCCAUGCCUUGGUGGCAGGUAUCGAUCGUUACCCACGCAAAGUAACAGCCAGUAUGGGCAAGAAGAAGAUUGCUAAAAGGUCCAAAAUCAAAUCCUUUGUUAAAGUUUACAAUUACAACCACUUGAUGCCAACCAGGUACUCUGUUGAUAUUCCCCUGGACAAAACCAUUGUCAACAAGGAUGUAUUUAGAGAUCCUGCUCUGAAACGUAAGGCACGGCGAGAGGCCAAAGUGAAAUUUGAAGAAAGAUACAAGACAGGAAAGAACAAGUGGUUUUUCCAGAAGCUCAGAUUCUGAUUCGUUUUCAACUGAACCAAUAAAUGCUUUUGAAAACCCUA
Pantherophis guttatus is the source of this 564-nucleotide messenger RNA. It is a transcript of the gene RPL27, whose product is annotated as ribosomal protein L27. NCBI's taxonomy places the organism in Eukaryota, Metazoa, Chordata, Lepidosauria, Squamata, Colubridae. The record is from RefSeq and is a predicted model, not a curated record. Gene Ontology annotation, molecular function: structural constituent of ribosome. Gene Ontology annotation, cellular component: ribosome. Gene Ontology annotation, biological process: translation.